Messenger RNA from Centruroides sculpturatus (bark scorpion), 2785 nucleotides. It is a transcript of the gene Tmtc2, whose product is annotated as transmembrane and TPR repeat-containing protein 2-like. Gene Ontology annotation, molecular function: mannosyltransferase activity; protein binding. Gene Ontology annotation, cellular component: endoplasmic reticulum membrane. Gene Ontology annotation, biological process: protein O-linked glycosylation via mannose. Lineage: Eukaryota; Metazoa; Arthropoda; Arachnida; Scorpiones; Buthidae. Bases 448 to 2670 code for a protein of 740 amino acids. The transcript has 12 exons. The record is from RefSeq and is a predicted model, not a curated record.
CGAAUAUAUAUAUUAUAUAUAUUUGAUUAAUUACAUUUUUAUUUUCGGAUUUAUUUUUCCAGUCGAGCCAUCAAAACAAACCAAGACCUUCUCCCUACUACACCACUAUCAUCGUUAUUUCGCAAUGAUUUUUGGGGAACUCCUCUCGGCCAUACUGGAUCUCACAAAUCAUACAGACCACUAUGUGUUCUCUCAUUUCGUUUAAACUAUUGGUUUGGAGGCUUGGACCCUUGGGGAUAUCAUCUUGUCAACGUUUUGCUACAUGCCACAGUUUCUGGUGUCUUUACUCAUCUGGCUGCAAUUGUGUUUUUAAGACAUACUCUACCAACAAUAGUUGCUGGUGUUUUAUUUGCUGCACAUCCUAUCCACACAGAAGCAGUUGCCGGAGUUGUGGGUCGAGCAGAUGUAGGAGCUUGUCUUUUUUUUCUAUUAUCUCUACUAUUUUAUAUGACGUAUUGUAAGUAUCGGGACAAGGAACCUGAACUAUAUGGGUGGAGGUGGGUAUAUCUGUAUAGUGCCCUGCUGUGGGCUGCGUGUUCCAUGUUAGCGAAAGAGCACGCUAUCACAGUCCUUGCCGUCUGUGCCGUGUAUGAUGUUCUUAUCCACCAUAAAGUGUCUCUGAGAGAUUUACUAGGAAUCCCGUUUGAGAAGCGAUUCCAAGGUCUCCGCGAGGGACUUCUUCACCUUAUUGGUGCUGUUGUGAUGCUAGUGGGUUUCAGACUGCAUCUAAUGGGAAGUAAGCCGCCGGAUUUCGCUCCGGCAGACAAUCCUGCUGCCGAUAAUGACAGCAUUGUAAUAAGGACGUUAACGUUUCUUUAUCUGCCUGCCUUCAAUUUUUGGCUUCUGUUAUGUCCAAAGUGGCUUAGUUUUGAUUGGUCGAUGGAGGCCAUACCUGUAUUCACUUCACCGAGCGAUCCUAGGAAUGUUUUUACUGCUUGUUUCUACGGGAUGGUGAUUUAUGUUUUGGUGUAUAUACUCAGGAACCUUAACCGACGGGCACGUAAUGAAAGUGCCUUCAAUAACAGUCCAAUGUGUCCCUGUCUGGGAAUCCUCCAAAAUCAUAAACUUGCCUUGGCUAACAAUUGUUCCAACCACAAUGGCAAAUACAGUAGGAAACAUCCUGCGCACCUCCUUAAUAAUAAUUAUAGUCAACCGACGACCUAUGCACCGUAUGCUAAUGGACACAGAAUAACAACUUCCAAUGGCCAUUGUCACCCAGUGACAUACAACAAUGGCACAACGCAGUCGUCAUCCAUGUGCACAUCUGAUUCUUCAGAUUCAUCCUGUGGUGUGUCGUGGACACCUUUCAGAAGUCAUUUAGAAUUAGUCAUUUUAUCCUUAGCCUUGCUUGUACUUCCCUUUAUUCCUGCCACGAAUCUAUUUUUCUAUGUCGGGUUUGUGGUGGCCGAACGUGUUCUUUAUGUACCGAGUAUGGGAUUUUGUCUACUGGUGGCUCUGGGUGCAGAUCAGAUAUACAAAAGACAAGAAAGUGGUUAUAAACGCAAAGCAUUAAUUGCAGUUAUUAUAUUUAUGAUUUUGGUUUUAUCCAUUAGAACCGUCAGGAGAAACUAUGAUUGGAUGAGUGAAGAAAAUCUUUAUAGAUCCGGAAUACAGAUAAAUCCACCAAAAGCGUAUGGCAACCUGGCCAAUAUCCUUAGUGCCCAAGGCAAAAAACAAGAAGCAGAGUGGGCCUACAAAAAAGCAUUAAGUUACCGUUCCAACAUGGCUGACGUCCAUUACAAUCUUGGAAUUCUCUUACAAGAAAUGGGCCGCUAUGAGGAAGCUUUGCAAAGUUAUAAAUUGGCAAUACAGUUCCGUCCUCGCCUCGCAAUGGCACAUCUGAAUUUGGGUUUAGUACUGGGUAUUUUGGGAAGGAAAGAAGAAGCGGCUGAGGUUUACAGACAUUGCGCUCAGUUAGACAGUACUGGACUUAAAGAUCCUAAAACGCAUGAAAGUACUAAAAUUUCGGCGCUUUUCAAUUUGGGAAGAUUAUUUGCUGACGAAGGAAAAUAUCAGGACGCAAUUGAAGUUUAUCAAGAAGCUGUACAGAAGAUGCCAGAUCAUUAUCAACCUCAGUCUCUUUAUAACAUGAUGGGCGAAGCAUUUUUCAAGUUAACUCAAUACGUAGAAGCUGAAUUUUGGUACAAAGAAGCGCUUAGAGUAAAACCAGAUCACAUUCCAGCCCAUUUAACUUACGCUAAACUAUUAUCUAAAUGGAAUCGUCAAGUAGAAGCCGAACAGUGGUUUUUAAGAGCUAAAACUUUGGCUCCUAAUGAUUCCAGUGUAUAUCAACAUUACGGACAAUUUUUAUCUGAAUCCGAUCGUCAUACGGAAGCUGCUGAAAUUUACGUCAGGGCGGCUGAUCUUGCACCUGAUGAAUAUGAAAUUAUUUUCAAUGCUGCAAAUACACUCAGACAAGCUGGAAGGAAUGCAGAAGCCGAGAAGUACUACCACAUGGCUGUAAAAUUAAGACCAAACGAAGUUACAAGUCAUAUGAAUUUAGGUGCAAUGCUACAUGUCAACGGAAAAUUAUUAGAAGCUGAAUCUAGUUACUUGGAAGCGUUACGUUUAAAACCAGACGAUCCUAUAACGCAAAAUAAUUUACAAAAAUUACGUAAUUUAUUAGUGCAAAAAGGCAUUCGAUCAUCCAGUAAUCAAAAACGACGAUAGCAACUAAAAAACAUAUCAUUGGAAUUGAGUAAUGAAACAAAAUUUUUUGUGAAAAUUGAAAAAAAGAGAGUCGAAUCUCUAUGAUUGAGACUAGUCAAAAAUAGACUUGUUUCUU